AUGGAGGAGGAGUUGUCAAUGAUAAAAAAGAACAAGACUUGGGAGCUAGUUGAUAGACUGAAGGAUAGAAAAGUUAUUGGAGUGAAAUGGGUGUUUAGAACCAAGCUCAAUGCAGAUGGAUCCAUCAACAAACACAAAGUCAGGCUUGUUGUUAAGGGCUAUGCUCAAGUUUGUGGAGUUGAUUACUUGGAUACAUUUGCCCCUGUUGCUAGAUUAGACAUUAUUCGGCUGGUGCUAGCUGUAGCAGCCCAAAAUGGGUGGAAAGUGUUUCAACUAGAUGUAAAAUCUGCAUUCUUGAAUGGUAUUUUACAGGAGGAGAUCUAUGUUGAACAGCCCGAGGGAUUUGUGGAACAAGGUGGCAAUGGCAAGCUUGUUGAAGAGUUCAAAAGGGAAAUGAUGCAGAUCUUUGAAAUGACAGACCUUGGACUAAUGACAUACUUUCUGGGAAUGGAGAUUAAGCAGUUGGAAGAUGAAGUUUUCAUCUGUCAAAAAGAGUAUGCCAAGGAAAUUCUCAAGAAGUUUCAUAUGGAGGAUUGCAAGGCAAUGGCUACUCCAAUGAAUCAAAAGGAUAGCUUGAGCAAAGAGGAUGGGACUGACAAAGUUGAAGAAAGCUAUUUCAGAAGCAUGGUUGGAUGUCUAAUGUACCUAACUGCAACCAGGCCAGAUAUCCUUUUUGCUGUAAGCAUUCUCUCUCGUUUCAUGCAUUGUGCUAGUGAAGUGCAUCUUAAAGCAACAAAAAGAGUUAAUAGGUACAUCAAAGGAACUAUUGACUUUGGUGUAAAGUUCAAGAAGUGUCAAAACUUCAAGUUGUUGGGAUUUUCUGACAGUGAUUGGGGUGGAUCCGUGGAUGACAUGAAAAGUACAUCUAAGUACUAUUUCAGUCUAGGAUCAAGAGUUUUCUCAUGGUGUUCCAAGAAACAAGAUAUUGUAGCACAGUCUACUACAGAGGCCGAAUUUGUUGCUGCUACAACAGCAGUGAAUCAAGCAUUGUGGCUGAGGAAGUUGUUAUGUGAUUUACACUUGAAGCAACUGAAUGAGAUAGAGGUAUUUGUGGACAAUUAG
Molecule: messenger RNA, 1062 nt
Organism: Morus notabilis
Lineage: Eukaryota; Viridiplantae; Streptophyta; Magnoliopsida; Rosales; Moraceae
Exons: 2
Coding region: 1-1062 (353 amino acids)
Source: RefSeq, a predicted model, not a curated record